AUGCCUAACACCAGGUUUGAAGGUACGCAUGGCUACGUGAUAUAAGAUUUGCUGUUUGACAUCAUUUUUAUCAUGUUCCCUACUCUUAUGACUCACCGUGGAACUCUUUACAAAUGCCCUAUAUUCUGAAAAAUCAUGUGGAUUCCUCUCUACGCUUUUUUGCAAUUUGAUGCACUGUUUGACUUCCACAACGUACUGCUAUCCUACUACAUAGUUUCGCAGGAGAUGCCUCUCGUUUUCAGUGCCAGUAGUGUGUGUACUUAGGUUUGCUUGAUAUCCCGCGGUUGAAUACGUAUGCAGCUCACUAAGAAUGCAGCAGACCAGACGUAGACAGGUGUUUUACGGUCUUCAUUAAUCAUCAGAACAUCAUAGGCCUCAUGAAGUGAGGCAUAUAGACAUAUCAAGUUAGCGUGGGACCCUCACUGCUAUGGUAAGGAGCUUACUCGCCAUUUGAUUUCACUUUCUGGAUUCAUGUCAAGCGUAUUUUACAGCACCCCAAACCAAGUCGUUCGGAACGAAUGGGUCAGAAUCUUGAGGUUCAGAUUUAGAGAAAAAGAAUGUCAACAUUUAAAUACAGAAAUGAAUUGUGAAAACAAUGCCAAAUAAGCCUACGGCGGCGACGUGGGCAAUAGGACUUCGUUCUCACGAUUACUGUGUAGUGUGACUGAGCGUAAUGGGUGGUAGGCUCGAAAGAAUUUAACUAAGAUGAGGACGAACGAGGGAAGACACAAUGAUGUCCACGACGACGGCGAUCCUGACGAUGAAUCCGUACACGGUCUUUGUGCCAGUCAAAAGAUUAAGAUGACAGGCUUAAAGUUUCAGUCAGUAUGGAUGGAAAGGAUAGUGACAAGUAGAGGUGUCAUAGCCGGAGCACGAAUAUACAUCUUACCUCGGUUGGUCCGGGUACGUCCAUUUCCAUAGCUUUGGUUUCCUCGCUGCAGACACAGGCAAUCCGUUUUAGUGUGUCCUCUUCCCUUCGGCAAAUGAAUCGAGUUUUGAGAAUUUCUAAAGCGCUCUCUGCUGGUAUCCGGAUGACUUCUAUACAUUCUUUUAGGAAUCUUGCAGCAGAGCUUUAUAUCCAAAGUUAGUGUUUCGUCUCCACGGUUCUUUAGUGGUACUGCCGCAAACUGUACGUGCGAUUUAUAUUUUAUUUUAAGCUGUCGUUACCGACCCUAAAGUAGAAAAGUUAUCAAAAUUUGGGCUAUAUGUCGCAGAGUGCCUUCCGAAAUAUGUCCAGAAGGUCGAGAUUGGUCAUGUAAAGGAACUGGACAUUCUUAUUCAUCCUGACGGAAUUAUCCCUGUUAUUUCUUUCUUACGAAACCAUCAAAACGCACAGUUUGCGUCACUUGUGGAUAUUACGGCCAUUGACGUGCCAUCCCGAACCUUCCGUUUUGAGGUAUGCUAGUGUCGCCUCUAACAUUUCAGGUUAUUUAUAACCUGCUGUCCUUGCGUUACAACUCCAGAGCGCGCGUCCGGACAUACACAGACGAACUCACACCAAUAAGUUCUAUCUGCGGCCUCUACCAAGCUGCCAAUUGGUUUGAGCGAGAAGUAUGGGAUAUGUAUGGUGUGUUUUUCUCUGAUCACCCAGAUCUGCGCCGGAUUUUGACUGAUUAUGGAUUCCAAGGCCACCCUCAACGUAAGGAUUUUCCCCUUUCUGGAUUCACUGAAGUAAGUUCCUGACCGCGUCUUCAGCAAUUUCCUACGUCGUUCUCAGCUAAACCUACUUUUUACGAACAAAUUUCAGUAUUUUCCAUUACACCACAAGCCUGCACAUCGUUUUCGCUGGGAGAGUUUCGUUCUCGGUGAUUGCUUUUUACUCAAAUGUUCCAUCAAUGAGUUUACCCCGAGGUUUUGGCACUCGACAUUUGGGGAAGGGGAGACAGCGAAGGAGAGAUAGCGACUGGUCAACCAUCAUAUGCGAGACGGCAUUCCACGUGCUCACGCUAGCUGUUGCUUAUAGUUAAGUUCCCAACCGUGCAGCUCGCAAACCGAUUUGCUUUCGCAGAGAAUCUACCAUUGACUCAAUAUAUGGUUUGGGUUGAUCGUCCAGUAGACGGCUCAAUUACUCAGCAACCACAUAGCCACGUCCUUUGUUUGAUCUGACGAUAGAUCCGAACCCUUUUCCCGGACGCCGGGCGAAUAACAUUCUUGUCGCAGUGGUCAAAUCUCAAUGGCACUCUGGAAAUCGCCUUUUCGCAUGUAUCAGCGUCUCCAACGUUGCCAACUCUCAAAGCCUGCUUAAUGGAAGUCGCUUCGUCUGCCGACUUUUCCGUAUUUACGAAUUUGGUGGGGCUCAUAAUGGCACGGUCUUGCCCGAUCUGCUUGUACAGACAACUUUGGCGUUGCUGAACAGAUCCAGUAAUUUCGAAACUACUAAAUGAAUUUCGGUUAUUCGGCUGCCCCUUGAACUACAGGUUUAUCUUUUGACUAUGUGUUGCUUCCCUCCCUGUUUUAUUUAUCAAACGAGACCGGAUUUUCAUCUUCAGGACCUCGUUGAAGUUGGGCUGUCAUAACCUCCGACUUCUUGAAGUCAAUCUGUAGACCGUUUAGGCUCGGUUGAGACACAUGCCAACCUAAAAUCUUGCGCGAACGAGGACCAGGGCGUUAUUGAUCUUGACGCCACACACCCAUCAGCUAUCAUGUGGUCUGUUACGAAAAUUUGAGCCUCAUAAUGUUUAGUUACUCGGGCUAGCAACAAAGCCGUCGUUUAUGUGCCAGACCAGCAGAUGUCUGCGUCAGUACCUGAAGUGCGUUAUCUUGGCCAACUGCCAGUUUUAACUCGAUAAGGUUGUUAAGGUUGAUAAGAUUAGUGUGUCGCAUCGGGCGACCGAAACUAAGCGGCGAACUAAAGGUUGUUCAAGGACCACCUAAUCCACUUUUCCCUCUUCGGUUUUAUAGCAACAAAUACAACACUGCGAUGCAGAUUAUCAACCCUUCUGCACAGCCGAUAAUCAAGUAUGUCCGCAUUGCUGAUUUGGGCAUGCAGACAGAAGUGGCGCAAGCCUUAAGGUGUCAGUCGGACACACGCCAGCAGGUCAUUAACUCCUGUGUAACCGCGGCUCUGCGCGCUCACUACAAAGAGUUUACUGGAAACGUUGCAGUGGCUGGUGACAUAUAGGAAAAAUCAGGGGUUCACCCAAGCAUUUUGCCUUUUAAAGGAACUGUUCUGUGAUUCGUGUUUCAGACAUGCAGCAGGCUUUCAAAUUGCUUUAGGAAGUCGCGCAUUGUCGAGUUCAUGGAGCGGCGACAGAGCUAGCGCCCGAAUCACCUCACUCGUCUUUUUCAGAUGAUCUGAGAUGUCCACCCGAUGUUGCAGCAGGCUCAGGCUUUCUCACUCAGGCUGAAGUGUGUGUACCUUACUCUAAAGAUGGAUCUCAAGCAACUGCCAAUAGAAGCGGAGAGAGGAGUCCAAGGAAGCAGUCGUGAAUAAGGAAACCUGAUCACUGGACAAGAGUAUUAUUCGCCUGACAUUUCGGAUUCCUGCUCGGACCCAUCAUCAGAGAUAAGAGCAGAUAAAGGUGCUUUUGUCACUGAUGAUGGGUCCGAGCAGGAAUCCGAGACGUCAGGCGAAUAAAGCUCUUGUCUCAGCGAUCGUGUCUCCUUCUCAGACACGUCACCGGUUAACGCUCGCAUUUUCCGCACGCAUCCUGGCACCCACAACACAGGAGGAUCAAGUGAGCACGCGAAUCCUCGCGACGGGUCCGUAGAUGCUCUUUAGGGCUUCUAAAAUCCCCAUGUGCAGCAUCUAUUCGGACGGCGAAAUUAUUUUAACUUUGUUAGUUCGGUAGCAAAUUCGUCCUCAGACAGCCUUUUUCAAACCGAGAGCCACUACUACUGAUUAAUGCUUCCUGUUUAGGUGUGCAGCUCAAAAAUACAUGGGUCUUCGAAACGCUGAUGGAUAAACUAACUGACCUAAUAAUCAAAUUCUGUACGACAGAACAGUUUGAUACUAGCCGAGCACCAUUACCGCCCAUUGGGACUCACGACUAACGGGAUCGGGCACUUCAACUAAGCGGACAAAACAAAUGGUCGUUUAUUGCUGAUGGCCGCGACGGAGUUCAGUAACGCACAGCAGUGUUGUUCAUUUCUGUGAAGAAGGGUCGCACAACACUGCACAGGCCUCGGGGAUAUGAAACUGCCCGGGAGGGAGGAAGUGGUGGCACUCAUUGCAGAGGAGUCCGUCACUUUUGGCACAUAUAUUCAAUUCUCUUAGUAGGACACAACCUUCAUUUCGAAUGAGUUUGCUGUUUGUAUGAAGAGCGUAAAGUAAAAACCAUACAAGGAAACUCUGGAAUUCAAUAACAACUGGGCUAUUAAGCGCAUUGUUUAUUCUUUCCUACAGAUGCGGUACGACGAAGAACUGAAGCGAGUUGUAAUCGAGCCUGUUGAAUUGGCCCAAGAAUUCCGCAAAUUUGAGUUCAACAGCCCUUGGGAGUCAUUCCCCAAAUUCCGAGAUACUGAAAAAAACACUGCUAAACUCGCUGAUGCACAGGCAGCCCCCAUAAAAGAACUUCCAAACAAGUAA
Messenger RNA from Spirometra erinaceieuropaei, 4528 nucleotides. Lineage: Eukaryota; Metazoa; Platyhelminthes; Cestoda; Diphyllobothriidea; Diphyllobothriidae. The record is from the annotation of a GenBank genome assembly.